UCGCAAAGAAUGGAGCUUCCCCAACUGGAACAUGUGAGGCGCCGCAGGUGUGACAGUGCAGCAUCUGUGCCACAGUUCUGUAACUCUCCAACAGUGAUUGUGAUGGUGGGAUUGCCUGCCAGAGGGAAGACGUACAUAUCCAAAAAACUCACCCGCUAUUUGAAUUGGAUUGGUGUCCCUACAAAAGUGUUUAAUCUAGGUCAGUAUCGCAGGGAGGCAGUCAAGACUUAUAAGAACUUUGAAUUCUUUAAAUCUGACAAUGAGGAGGCCAUGAAGAUUCGCAAGGCAUGCGCUUCUGCUGCUCUCAAAGAUGUUGCUGCCUACUUCACAAAGGAACACGGACAAGUAGCUGUUUUUGAUGCUACCAACACCACGAGAGAGAGGAGGUCUGCCAUUAAUAGUUUUGCCAAGGAGAGGGGUUACAAGGUGUUCUUUGUAGAAUCUGUCUGUGAUGACCCAGAAAUAAUUUCAGAAAAUAUCAAGCAAGUCAAAUUUGGGAGUCCAGAUUAUAUUGAUCGUGAUAUAGACGAAGCCAUGGAGGAUUUCAUCCAGCGGAUUGAAUGUUAUAAAACAAAUUAUAUGCCAAUAGACGAUGAGAAAGACAGGAAACUCUCCUACAUAAAGAUCUACGAUGUGGGUAGUAGAUAUUUGGUGAACCGGGUUCAAGACCACAUUCAGAGCAGGAUUGUCUACUACCUCAUGAAUAUCCAUGUCACACCAAGAUCUAUCUAUCUUAGCCGCCACGGAGAGAGUGAACUCAACCUGUUAGGUCGGAUAGGGGGGGAUUCGGGCUUAUCCCCGCGAGGACAAAAGUAUGCCAAUGCACUGGCAUCCUUCAUCAGGGGACAAAAGAGCAAGGACCUGAAAGUGUGGACGAGCCACAUGAAGAGGACCAUUCAGACCGCAGAGACUCUGGGUGUCCAGUAUGAGCAGUGGAAGGCUCUCAACGAGAUAGAUGCCGGAGUAUGUGAGGAGCUAACGUAUGAGGAGAUUCAAUCAAAUCAUCCUGAAGAGUUUGCACUUCGGGACCAGGACAAGUACCGUUAUCGUUACCCCAAGGGGGAGUCCUAUGAAGAUCUUGUCCAUCGUCUGGAGCCAGUCAUCAUGGAGCUAGAGAGGCAGGAAAAUGUCCUAGUUAUCUGUCACCAAGCUGUGAUGCGCUGCCUGCUCGCCUACUUUCUAGACAAACCUGCAGAUGAGCUGCCCUAUCUAAGAUGUCCACUUCACACAGUGCUCAAACUCACACCAAUAGCAUACGGGUGUAAAGUUGAGUCAUUUUUCCUGAACAUUGAAGCUGUCAACACACACAGAGAGAGGCCGAUCAAUGUCAACACCACCAGAAAUCCUGAGGAAGCUCUGCAGACAGUUCCUGACCAUGUAUAAACACUUUUUUUGAGAAAUGGUCAAUAGUCAUGAGGUGUUACAUCUCAUAGACAACACUGAAUAUUAGAGAUCCAGGUUAAGCUAUUGCUGUGUUGAGUGGAGUUGGUAAAUGGGACACAAUCUUCCAGAAGCAUGUGGAUUAACGUGAACUUAACCUGUCGUUAGUUGUAAAACCUUUGUCUGUGAAAAGUGUCUUAUUCUUUUUUGGCUGUAUGUGGUCUUAAAGCACGAUAAUGUUUACCGGUGGUUUAUUUUAAAAAGUGUUUUAAAAGUAAAUCGAUGAGGCUGUAGUUGUAACAAUGAGGAACAACUUUUGUUAAGAUUACAAAAUGUGAUGAUAUAAAUGUAUUUAAAAAUGUAGGGCUCAGCACCACGGAGAGCACCCAAACUAAUGAAACACAAGUGUAAAUUUGGUUAUCUGACUUUUGUUAAAUAUUAAAAUCAAUCUGACCUUGAAUGGGAAAAAUCAUUGAAUGAAGUCAAAACUAUACACACCAAAUAGAAAACUAGUUCACAUUGCAAAAGAGAGAUUACCCUUUUUUUUUUUUUACAUUUGUGUUUUUUUAGGUUUAUGCAAAGCAAGGAAAGUUAAAUCAAGCUAAAUUUCUCCUAUGUCAGUAAAUAGAUCUUUCUGAAAUUAUCUGAAGGGAUACACAAACUCACAUCAGGGAGUAAUUUAGGAAAAGACUCCAACUUUAUUUUCUUUUUUUUCUUUUUUCAUUGGAAGCGUUCCAACAGAUCAGCGAGAGGAGUUUAAAAAAAAGGUGAAAAAAACAGUGGAGCCGGGUUUAAUAACCCCUCAUUUCUCCUGGAACACGGAACAUAGUGGCAGUCCGCGAAGUUUCCACUAUGAGUGAAAACAAGCUGGCUGCUUUAUUUUUGCAACGGAGUGGGACUCGUACAACUCUGAUUUCCAUGCGACAUUGAACCCCUCAAUUUUUCUUUUUCUUAAGGUUUUCAUCUUUAUAAAAACCACUCUGGCUGGACAUGCAACCGUUGUCGACACGUUUUUUUUCAUGGAUAUUAUUAGUGGAGCUGUUUACACUGCAGUGGUAAGGGAGUAGGAAUGACUGUCUCUUGUAAACAGAAUCUUGUGUAAAAUGUGAGGCGUGAGUCCGAGUUGCGUCAGUUAACGUGAGACCGCGGGACAUUUCACCCUAUUUCACACUAAAUGAGUAUGAACAUGAAGUUUUUUAAAGUCCAGUUCAUGCUACUUUGCUUCACUCUGUAUGUCCGAGAGGGAUUUUUUGGGGAAUAUAAGGCACAAGUUGGCAAGGACAUUCUCUUAAAGAGGAUAAAACGUCAGAGCAAAUCAACAAAACCAGUGCUGAAGGUGACAGAAUACCACGUGAAGUGUUCAGUGGUAUCCCACUAUGCUGUUACGACAGUCAAAAGCUCAGUGUGGAAUCAGCUACCCAUAAUAAAGGAGGCAGCUUUCGAAGUGGACCUGCCCUCCUCUGCUUUCAUCUCCAACUUCACCAUCACCUCUAAUGGUAAGGUGUAUGUGGCCCGGGUGAAGGAAAGAACUGCAGCCAGAAGAAUUUAUGAUGCUGCUAAGAAGCAAGGAAAAACAGCUGGACUUGUUGCUACCAAGGAAAGGGAAAUUGAGAAAUUUCGGGUGGCAGUGAGUGUGCCAUCAGGAACUCAUAUGUCCUUCCACCUCUCCUAUGAAGAGUUGUUACCUCGUCGACUCGGACGAUAUGAGCUCAGUUUGGGUUUGAGGCCUGGACAGCUUGUGCAGAACCUAACCUUAGAUGUCAGUAUAACAGAGAGAACGGGCAUUGCUUUCAUUAAGGUCCUUCCUCUGAAGACGAGCCGACUGCUCUCAAACACUGCUCAAGGUGAUUCAAGUCCUCCUGCCUCCACUCAUGUCAAGCAGAGAGAAGGUUGCGCAAGAGUUCAAUACAGUCCAACUGUAGAGGAGCAAAACAACAUCUCCACCAAGGGUCUUAAUGCUGAUUUCAUUAUUCAUUAUGAUGUGGACCUCAAAGAUCCCAUAGGUGAUAUCCAGGUGUAUGAUGGUUACUUUGUACAUUACUUUGCGCCCAGAAAGCUUCCAGUAGUUCCUAAGGAUGUUAUAUUCGUCAUUGAUAUCAGUGGCUCAAUGACAGGCACCAAGAUAAAGCAGACCAAGCAAGCCAUGAACACUAUCCUUGGAGACCUGAGGGAAGGAGACCACUUCAACAUCAUCACUUUUUCUGAUAAGGUUAACAUUUGGAAAAAAGGACGAACAGUGCGAGCAACGCGACAGAAUGUACGAGAAGCCAAAGAGUUCGUGAGGAGUAUUCUUGCAGAAGGAUGGACUAAUAUCAAUGCAGCUCUGCUAUCAGCUGCCCAGCUGGUCAACCCCUCAUCAUCUGGACACUCUAGCCACCUUACAUCUCAUCGUGUCCCUCUCAUAAUUUUCCUCACUGAUGGAGAAGCAACCAUUGGAGUUACAUCUAGUGAUAGCAUCCUUAAUAAUGCCAAGAGGGCACUGGGCUCGGCCACUCUGUUUGGCAUUGCUUUUGGCGAUGAUGCAGACUUCCUUCUUCUAAAACGCCUUGCUCUGGAGAACCGAGGUGUUGCCAGGAUGGUUUAUGAAGAUGCUGAUGCUGCGUUGCAGCUUAAGGGCUUCUAUGACGAAGUGGCAAGCCCUUUGCUGUCAGAUAUCCAACUGUCUUACUUGGAUGACCAGGUGUUUGAAGUGUCCCGCUCUCUGUUCCCAAAUUACUUCCAGGGGUCUGAAUUGGUCGUGGCGGGGAGGGUUAAACCAGGGGUCAAAGAAUUACAGGUCACAGUUUCAGCCACAGAUUUAAAGCAGCCUAUAAAGGUGGAAAAUGAUGUGCUUCUUUCUCAAGGAAAAGGAAAUGGAAGAACUGGCUCACCAGACUGCUUGGAGAGUGUGGAAGGGAUUCCCAGUUUUGUGCAUCGUCUCUGGGCAUACUUCACUAUCAAGGAGCUAUUACUGGCGAAACUUAAUACUAGUGACCCUGCAACUCAAAGGUUACUAACAGACAAAGCCACUAACCUCUCCCUUAAAUAUAAUUUUGUAACACCAGUCACCUCUUUAGUAGUUGUUAAGCCAGAUGCGGAUGAAGCAACUCAAAUUCCAACCAUUGCAAAACCAACAACUACUGCCACUACGACCACAGUAGCAACAUCUAAGGCCAAUGACAAAAUAUCAUCUCUUGGCAUUGCAAAGGAGCCCAGCUCACCAUCUAACAAGUCAGUACCAGACCCACCUCAGCCUCCUUCAAAUACAGUUAAGUCUAAAAAAAAAAAGCUACCAUCUCCACGGACAGAAACAGCAACAUUACAGCAAAAGAAAACAACAACAGCAACAACAACAACAAAGCCUAGUCCCAUUAAAAGUUUCCCAACACGACACUCUAGAAAAAAGGCUAGUGUCGACCGAAACGAUUCUAAAACCGGUUCUCCUCCUCCAGCUGGAAAGAUAUCCACUUCCCUUCUAAAUACCCUAAAACCAGCACUGCCUCCUUCACCUGGAAAGGUUUCCACCCCAAGGCACAUUGCUACUACUUUGCAGCCAGUCAAUUCAUCCAGAGUUGAUCUUACACCUGGGAGAACCACAACCAAAGAGCCUAAUCCUUUGCAAACAACUCUCCCCCCUGUCAAGAUGACAGGGAUAUCGUCAUAUAUAGAGAGCAGCACCACGUCUGUUUCAGACCUUCAUCAUCGUCCUGAAACCACUUCAUCCCCACUUAAACUAUUAUCUACACUCACUUCUCCCACACCGGCUCCGGCUCCAGCUUUGGAAGAAAGCAACAUAAACUCAAAUGCCGACACAAAUAUUAGCAUCGCUACCCUGGUGUCAGCUACUUUUGUUCCAAUGCCUGGUGUAACAGAUGGUCCGGGACUGUGGGAAGCAGCUCAGCUACUAGAUGUCUCCACCUUAAUCCAGAUUCAACAAAAAGAUUUUGACCAUUUGAAAGACUAUGAUGCAACUUACGGAUAUGACUAUGAUAACAGCUAUGAUUCUUGGGAUGAAUUAGCAGAAACUGAGGCACUUGUGUUUGGGAGUGAAGAGGACUGUCCCUUAGUUGAAUGUCUUGUGCUUUUAGACCGUCCAACCGGAAUGAAGAGUGUCAGAGUGUUUGCCUCAUCAGUGGAUGGAGAUCCUCAUUUUGUUGUCCAACUUCCAAAGCUGUCACAGAACCUGUGUUUUACAGUAGAUGGCAGAGCAAAUGAUGUUCUCAGACUUUUGGAGGACCCAGAACGAGGGGUCAUUGUGGAUGGUCACUUAAUGGGAGCUCCUUCCAAGCAAGGAGUAAAAGGCCGCUCUCGGACUUACUUUGACCAGCUUACUAUCUCCGUAGCCACAGGCAACUCGGGUGACUUCAUGAUCACACUGUCACUUGAUUCUGUGAUAGUGGAAGGAGAAGGUCGGGAUACCCUACCUGUAAAUCAGCAGGGAUCAGUGACAAGGCAGGGUGUGACUGUCACUGUAGAUAACCAUCAGAACUGCUGGAUUCAACUGGCCAAGGAUCUGCAGUUUCUUGUCCUAUUCCACUACUACAAAGACCCCAGCUACCUGCAGUUGGCUCACCUGGGCUUUUAUAUCGCAGAUGGACGGGGAUUGUCAGACUCAACCCAAGGCCUUCUGGGCCAGUUUCAGCACGCUGACAUUCGUGUAAUGUUGAAAAAUGAUCAUCUCGACGGAGGUGCUCACCCAGCUAACGCGGAGGAAAACGUAGCAAGGGGUACGAUGAUGUGGGGAACGGAGCAGAUACCAGUAACCUUACAGGACAAGAUGCUGAAAGACACUUUGCAAAAGCGCCACCAAGGGAAAUGCUGGGUGGUGCCAAAGGCAGAGGUUGAGAGACUCCUGGGUCAUUCCUAUGAAAGCUACGUGGUGAAUCAUGUGGACCUUUAG
This is a messenger RNA of Menidia menidia (Atlantic silverside), 6259 nucleotides long. The record is from the annotation of a GenBank genome assembly. NCBI's taxonomy places the organism in Eukaryota, Metazoa, Chordata, Actinopteri, Atheriniformes, Atherinopsidae.